AUGGACCACAGCUGCUCGCCUGGCGGUAUUGGGAAUGCGCUCGCCCGCGAGUUUCAUGCGCGCGGCUGCAGAGUCAUUGCGUCCGCGCGGCGCGCCGAGGCGCUGACGGACCUGCAGGCGCUGGGCCUCGAGACCGUGCUGCUGGACGUCGACGACGAGGCGAGCGUGGAGGCCGCCGUCAAGGCUGUGGCCGACCGCACCGGCGGCCGCCUCGACAUUCUGGUGAACAACGCCGGCACGACGUACCAGAUGCCGCUGGCGGACAUUGAGCUGGCGCGGCUGCGCGCCCUCUUGGAGACGAACCUGGUGUCCGUCGUCGGCCUCACGAACCGCCUGCUGCCGCAGCUGAUGGCCGCGCGCGGGCUGGUCGUCAACAUCUCGUCGGCCUCGGAGAGCCUGCCGUUCCCCUUCAAGGGCGCCUACGCCAUGACCAAGGCCGCGCUCGCGUCGUACAGCCGCACGCUGUCGGUCGAGCUGGCGCCCUUGGGCGUGCGCGUGCUCAACGUGACGACGGCAUUUGUCCAGUCGCAGCUCGGCAAGCGUGCGGCGCCGCCCGCGUGGCCGGCCGACAGCCUGUACGACAGCAUGCGGGGGCUGCCCCAGGGCGCGGGCAGCGGGCCGCGCAUGCUGCCGGAGACGUAUGCCGCGCGCGUGGUGGGCGAGUGUCUCAAAGGCCCCGGCUGGCUGGAGUGGGGUCCGUGGCGGUUCGGCGGUACGCGCGAGACGAUGAUGCUGGGCACGCUGAGCGGGCCGAUGUGGCUGCUGGGCUUCCUGGGCAGCAACUGGGCGCGGUUCUUUAUGCUUCGCAAGUGGAAGUUUUCCAUUCUGAGCGAUGCCCUGCGGCGAGACAAGAAGACGGUGUAG
Messenger RNA from Sporothrix brasiliensis 5110, 864 nucleotides. Its product is annotated as short chain dehydrogenase reductase. Gene Ontology annotation, biological process: phosphatidic acid biosynthetic process; triglyceride catabolic process. Gene Ontology annotation, cellular component: endoplasmic reticulum; lipid droplet. NCBI's taxonomy places the organism in Eukaryota, Fungi, Ascomycota, Sordariomycetes, Ophiostomatales, Ophiostomataceae. Bases 1 to 864 code for a protein of 287 amino acids. Gene Ontology annotation, molecular function: acylglycerone-phosphate reductase (NADP+) activity; triacylglycerol lipase activity. The record is from RefSeq and is a predicted model, not a curated record. The transcript has a single exon.